Trichoderma citrinoviride is the source of this 1455-nucleotide messenger RNA. RefSeq names its product PLP-dependent transferase. Gene Ontology annotation, molecular function: transaminase activity; pyridoxal phosphate binding. Gene Ontology annotation, cellular component: cytosol. The transcript has 3 exons. Lineage: Eukaryota; Fungi; Ascomycota; Sordariomycetes; Hypocreales; Hypocreaceae. Bases 1 to 1455 code for a protein of 484 amino acids. The record is from RefSeq and is a predicted model, not a curated record.
AUGUCUCUCAUUCCCGAGAUGUCAAGACUUCGCACGCUCGAACCGGAGAUCGAUGACCAGAGGCCCGCCUUGCUUCAUCGGUCUUUGGUUACUCAUCCCCACGUCGUUUACCGUGCGAGUGGCAGCUAUCUGCAUUUAGCCGACGGUCGUUCUAUACUCGAUGCUUGCGGAGGAGCUGCCGUAGCUGUCAUAGGUCACGGCAACCCCCAAGUUAUUGCAGACACCGCGGCGCAGAUGCAACGGACAAAUUACAUCCACACAGGCGCAUAUACAACUACGGCCGCUGAGAACCUGGCAAGGUUGGUCCUUGAGCCUACCACUGCUGUUGAUGGCAAGGGCGGUCUCUUUGCCCAUGGCCUGACGAGGGCCUUCUUUGUGGGAAGUGGUAGCGAGGCGAACGAAUCUGCACUCAAGAUUGCGCGACAGUAUUUCGUUGAGAAGGGGGAGCUCCAACGGCAGCAUUUUGUAUCACGUCGACAGGCAUACCAUGGAAACACCCUUGGUGCCAUGUCAAUAUCGUCGGUCCGAGGACGGCGAGUGCCGUAUGAAGACAUCCUUCUGCCCAAUGUAUCAUUUGUCGAUCCUGCAUUUGAGUAUCGCUACCGACACGAUGGCGAAACAGAGGAGAAAUAUGCGAAGAGACUAGUCUUUGAACUAGAGGCUCACUUUUUAAGCGUUGGGCCUGAGAAGAUUAUCUCUUUCAUAGCUGAGCCAGUAGUCGGAGCUGCAUCUGGCUGUGUGACCGCUCCCAAGGCCUAUUUCAGUGGAGUGAGAUCUCUUUGCGACAAGUAUGGAAUCUUGUUGCACUUUGACGAGAUUCUUUGUGGUAUGGGUCGCACAGGAUCGUACUUUGCUUUUGAACAAGAGGACGGUGGCGUUUUGCCCGAUAUUGUUACCAUCGGCAAAGGCCUGGGUGGCGGAUACGUGCCUCUUGCGGCCAUGUUGGUUAAUGAGAGAGUAGUCGACGCUUUACGACACGGCACAUCCGUCUUCAAUCACGGACAUACCUUUCAGGCGCAUCCGACCGCAUGCUCAGCAGCACUUUCUGUGCAGAGAAUUAUACGGCGGGAAAACUUGGUCUCCAGGUGCGCCCAGUUGGGUAGGAAGCUUGGUCGGCGUCUGCGUAGUGAACUUCAACACUGCAAGUAUGUCGGCGACGUCCGCGGACGUGGGUUGAUGUGGGCGUUGGAGUUUGUCCGAGACAAGUCAACAAAGACUCCCUUCAAGCCGUCAAUUGGAUUCGGGGCACUUGUUUACCAGGCAGCAUUCGAUCACGGUGUGGCGGUAUAUCCUUGCGUCGGAACAGUUGACGGCGUAAUUGGAGAUCAUAUUCUCCUUGCACCUCCGUUCAACAUCUCAGAGGACGAGCUGGAUGUUAUUGUCUCGACCGUUAGGCGCGCUUACGACGAGGUUGAACUACAUUACGAAAGGAUGAUCAACCAAAAUGCGGUGUAA